This is a messenger RNA of Halichondria panicea, 1299 nucleotides long. RefSeq lists its product as uncharacterized. Gene Ontology annotation, molecular function: GTP binding. Lineage: Eukaryota; Metazoa; Porifera; Demospongiae; Suberitida; Halichondriidae. The record is from RefSeq and is a predicted model, not a curated record. The transcript has a single exon. Bases 129 to 1244 code for a protein of 371 amino acids.
ACCACAGAUUAGUCCUUUGCACUGAACAUCCUUAUGGUAAUACCAUAGAGCUAUGGUAAUACCCUCACCAAACAAAGUUAUAAACUACAGCUAUAAUUAGUACAAGACCAAAAGCCUGAUUAUUGACAAUGUCAGACAGCUCUAGUGCACACACAGCUAUAAGUAGUGAUGAUGAGAGAGAACUAAAUGACUUCAUGCAGUAUCCUGACUUCUCCAUGCUUCCAGAUGAAUUGAAACAGAAGGUGGAUAUUUCCAAAGUGAAAAAAACGCUACAAGAAGCUACCUCGUUGAGCAUCUUGGUGACAGGCAGGACAGGAACUGGCAAGUCCACCAUCAUCAAUGGACUUCUUGGAAUGAAGAUGGGAGAUGGGGCGUACGCUGCAGAAGGGGACGGCCUUGGUCCUCUAACAAGUGAGCUGCAGUAUUUCCAUAAGAAAAAAGGACGGAUUGAUGUGGUUGUUUGGGACUCGCGAGGUUUGCUGGACGGAAAAAUGGAUCAAGAUAAAGAUUUGAAAGAAAUGGUAGCAAAAUGUUCUGAAGUUGAUUUGAAACUGCUCUGCAUUGAUGUGAGUCAACGAAGGUUUGUGAGAGGAAAAGAAAAUGCUGACGUUCGAGCAAUGAAGAAGAUCACUGACGAGUUUGGAAUGGAUUUCUGGAGAAAUGUAAUGAUCAUUCUCACCUUUGCCAAUGAGGUUGAGGACAAAGUAUUCACGAAAAAGCUCAUAGAGUUUAAGGAAUGUUUAAACACAAGACUAAGAGAAGAUGUUGGGAUUCCAGAGGAUAUCGUUGUUUUCAUCAAAGCUGUUCCAGCAGGCCACUACGACGAAAGACAGCUACCAGAUCGUGAAUAUUGGCUGUCUGAUCUCUGGUUUGAGUGUUUGGAUGCUCUGCCUACUCCAGAAGCACAAGGAGCAUUCCUGACCUUGAACGUCAAUAGGAUCACACCUGCCUCCACAGUUACCGAAGAUCAAUUUUCCAGACCACUUCACAAGCAGCCACUUGUUAUCACACCAGAAAAAUCACUUCCAUUGAAGUCGGUUCUAAAAAUUUUGGGAUGCGGUGCUGCGGGAGCUGGCAGUGGUGGAGCUAUUGGGUUGUCUACUCUUGCAGCUGGAGGAGUUGGUGCGGCCGUGGGAGUCCCAGUUGGCAUUGUGAUGGGGUUCAUCAUUGGACUGGCUCUCGGGGUGCAUAAGGUGCACAUGGAUGAAGAAAAGAAAAACAAGUUAGACAAACAGCUUAUAUAAUUUAUUAUGGUUGAUGCUAAUCGUGUAUGAAUUAUGUGGUUAUGUGGUAAUGCGC